UCACCACACCACACCCGACCCACACACUCAGCUUCGUCUCGAUCUCGUGCCGCCGCUCCAGCCCAAAUCCCGAACCCUAGCCGGCGCCCCAGCCCAGAUCCCUCCCCGCGCCGCCGCCUCGCCAUGCGGAUCCGCAGGUCCGCCGCCCGCCUGCUCGGCUCCGCCUACUCCGCCCCCGCGCCGCCGCAGCCCGACCUCCCGCCCCCGCCCCCGCCCCCGCCCCCGCCGCCGCCGCCGCCAGUGCUGGAGCCCUGCUCCUCCCACGCGGGGGGCGGCGGGGUCUCGGCCGGGGGGACGACCUCCUCCGCGGAGCGGUGCGAGCUCAGCCGGUCGCCCUGGGAGCUCAUGGCCCAGCUCGACCCCUCCGAUCCCAAGGAGGUGGAACACUUCAUGGGGAAAUACUUCGUCAGUGUGCCAUGCCGGACGAGCUGGCUCUUCCAGGCCAGCAUUCUUGCGGCCUCCAUCAAGGGGGAGGAGGAAGAGGAGGGGAAGGGGGAGGACAUGGCCGGAGAUAUGGCUGACGAGGUCUUUGCCAAACAGCUGCAUAAGGUUGCCAAGAAGAAAAGGACAGUCAUGGAAAACAGAGGGAAUGAGAAGAAUGCGUGGGGGCUGAAGAAGACCAUGGAGGUUCAGAGUGAUGAGGACGACUUCGUGGCUGACGGAGGAGGACAACUUUGGGUGUGCAAGAAGAACGACGGCAAGAGGAGGUUUUGCCGCCGGCCGGUGAGCCAGCCCGAUUCCCUUUGCGUGUAUCACUUGGAUCCAAAGUCUGUGCCGCCGGUGGCUUCCACAGCAGCCUCCAAACCCUCCAGCAGCGCCAAGCCACGUAAGAGGAGGCGUGUUGAUGCUGGUGAGGGGUACUUAUACUAUGCUGGCUUCGGCCCGUCCCUCAGCAAGAGGCAGAGAUCAAGCAGCAAUGUGCUGGAACCUUUACCUGCUGAAGAAAAGGAGGAGGCACUGCCUGAAGAGCAUACUGCAGGUCCAGCCCAAACUGUUGAUGCAGACCAUCAAGCGACAUCAGCACAUGUUGACGAGCCUAGGUGUGAUGAGAUGGCCGGGAUUGCAGGCGGCGACGAGGAGAGCAGCGACGACGCGCUUGGCUGCAACGAUGAACCCCGGGUUGUUGGCGUCAACGGCAACAUCAAGAGGAAGAGCCCGUUUAAGAAGAGGUGGAGGAAGCCUGUGAAAGCUCGCUCACUCAAGUCAUUGAUGUGUUAGCACGCUUAUACCUGUACAUGCAUGCCCAAUUGGUUCUCCAUGAUUCAGGUAGAGCUUGGCAGGAUAUUGGGAUCAUGGAAGAUACCAACUCUGCUAUGGAUGAAGAAUCCCAUGCUUUGCUUAAGCCCUUGUGAGGAAGGAGAUAGCUGACGGAACUGACAGAGAAACUGGUUGCUCAAAGCAAAUAUCAUUCCAGGCAAGGUACCAAACAGAGAGCCCACGGGUGGGGUUCUUCCAGCAAGUAACGAUCGAAGUUUCCGUUGGGACGGUGGCCUCCUCGGCGGGCAUAAUCGAUCAAUAGGACUGAAGGGGCGCAGCAAGCCUGGGGCGCUGGAAAAUGAAGAAACGCCUGGCACCAUAUCAACAGCAACAUAUGAAGCUCUAUCUUUGCUCUGAACUUUAAUCCUACCCUGGCAGGACAGGAGGAUGGCAUCCAUCUCUUUAUCCUGUUAUAUCCUGUGGAAGAACCCAUAUGGUUUUGUAACAGUAUACUGUAUCAGGUUGUGGAAAAAUGCUCGUGGGCGAAGGUUUUCUUGUGUUAUGCGGCGUCGUAAACGAGUAACAGCGGAUAGCAAUGCUGUAUUCAGUGUGAGGAAUGUGGCAGCAACAAGAAUGCGGUCAGUGUGAAAAAGGGUGGUGGCCAAAAUGGGUUCAGCACCAUGUUUUUUUUCUUUCUAGACUAGAGUAUACAUACAUAGAUAAAAAAAACAUUGUCUGAUAGUACUCACUGAAACAGAGGAGGCGCACGGCACUGCUCGGUUUCAGCAGAAAAACAGUAUCCAUCCAGUGCCAACGGCCAACAAGAUGCAUAUCCAGUGCGAGGUA
Triticum aestivum (bread wheat) is the source of this 2043-nucleotide messenger RNA. RefSeq lists its product as uncharacterized. The transcript has 5 exons. The record is from RefSeq and is a predicted model, not a curated record. Bases 124 to 1218 code for a protein of 364 amino acids. NCBI's taxonomy places the organism in Eukaryota, Viridiplantae, Streptophyta, Magnoliopsida, Poales, Poaceae.